AUGGAUUUAUGUAGAGUUGGUGUGGCGGCACUCAGUGAUCAACUUUACAACGAUGUGAUGGCAACUCGUAAUCAAAAGCAACAGUCAUCGAAUCUUAUGAUACUGCGAGGUAUCUAUUUGCUACAGAUGCAACAGGUCAAGAAUAUAUCGGAACCGUUCGAAACACGUGAUGGAGUCGAUCGCUCAGAAUGGAGAACUCUCAAAUUUGUGCUGACCGAUGGUGUGCACACUCUUCAUGCCAUUGAACAUCACUUCAUACCAACAAUGUCACCACAACUCUCUCCAGGUUGCAAACUGCUACUUAAAGAUGUUCCUAUACGCAGAGGUAUCCUUUUAUUCAAUGAGAACAAUGUUAAACUACUUGGAGGUAGUGUUAAAGAACUAGUUACAUCUGCAGAUGCAACAAAAUCAUCAAAAUCAUCAACAAUAACAACAACAACAACAUCAGCAACGACACCGACAACAACAACAAACACACUACAUACAACUUCAAACUCGUCCAACAAUAGAAACAAUAUAUUAUCACCAACUACAACACCAACAACUUUAUCUACACCAUUAACUUCACAAACUAUUUCAAAUACUUCAACCAAAAAUAUACCAAAUGCUGCACCAAAGAAAAUGUUACCUUUAAAUAUAAAUAGUAAAAAUAAUAAUAUGAAUAACAAUAACAAUAGCAAUAGCAAUAAUAAUAAUAAUAGAAAUGAUACACCUAAAGAUGAACACAGUGUAUUUGAUGACGAUGAUGAUGUUGACUUUGAACAGGUUGAUAGAAAGAAACAACAUAUAGAUUUGGGAUAUGAAUCAGAUAUAUUUCUGGAUGAAAGUGGAGAUACAUCGUCUGUUAAAAUGGAUUUAGAUAUAGAUAGUAUACAUGAUGAUCAUCAUUCUAUGGAUUUAGAUAUAGAUAGUAAUACAUCCAAAUCAAAAGUAAACAACAACAACAACCUAUUUAUUAAACCAAUAUCACCACUACUAUCACCUAUUAGACAUAAACUACCUGCAUUAUCACAACAACAAUCAAUAAUAAAGAAAGAAGAAGAACAGAGACAACAACAAGAAGAAAAACAAACAGAAGAGAAACCAAUAUUUAUGUAUAUAGUAGACUUUAAGAAACGAAUAGAAUCGAAUGACUCAUCAAAGGUUGGACCAUUUAAGACUAGAGCUAUUGUUACUGCAGCGACAAGCGACACAAAUGAUGGAAUAGAAAAGGAAAUCAUUCUAAAAAUAUCUGAUGGUACUGGAAGUCUGUCUGUUUUAUUAUCGAAUCAAUUAAAAACCAAACUUAUAGGAAUAUCAACGUUGGAAUUUAAGAAAUUGAAUUUACAUAAGAGGAAAUCUAUUAUCGAUAAUUUGAAUCUUAAACUAUUUAAAUUGGAGGGUAUUUUUACAUUGUCAUUAUCACAAACGAACGCAACAAUCAAUAAUAACAUUAAUGAUAAUAUAAUUCUGUUUGAAGAUUUCGAAGAGCCAGAUCAUUCAUAUAUAGAUUUCCUAACCAAUUAG
Heterostelium album PN500 is the source of this 1506-nucleotide messenger RNA. RefSeq lists its product as uncharacterized. Bases 1 to 1506 code for a protein of 501 amino acids. The record is from RefSeq and is a predicted model, not a curated record. NCBI's taxonomy places the organism in Eukaryota, Evosea, Eumycetozoa, Acytosteliales, Acytosteliaceae. Gene Ontology annotation, biological process: resolution of meiotic recombination intermediates; double-strand break repair via homologous recombination. The transcript is spliced from 2 exons. Gene Ontology annotation, molecular function: nucleotide binding. Gene Ontology annotation, cellular component: RecQ family helicase-topoisomerase III complex; nuclear body.